AAAAUGUUAAAAUUAUUAUUCUUGGUGUUUUUAUUAAUAACAUUGGUCCAAGGAGUGGCCUAUGACUGUACCACCCUGCUUAUGGGUCAAUAUUUAUGUCCGGAACCCGGUAGAAAUCAAAUUGAUCCGAAGACUCAGCAGUACUAUGGAUGUGAACGAAAUGGUUUGGCCAAAGUUUGGUGUAUAGCCGCAGAUGGCAUAGAAUGUAUUGGAACAAAUAAUAAUACAUUUACCAAGGAGAUGCCCUGUAAAUGGACAAAUGGUUAUCACCUGGACACAGUAUUGCUACUAUCUGUCUUUACCGGUAUGUUCGGUUUGGAUCGUUUCUAUUUAGGCUAUUAUGGUAUGGGUCUGCUGAAGGCAUGUACACUUGGCGGUUUCUUUAUUGGCCAAUUAGUGGAUAUAAUAUUAAUUGCAUUACAAAUCGUAAGACCAGCAGAUGGAUCACAUUAUAUAAUACCAUACUAUGGUGCCGGUGUCAAUAUUAUACGUAGUAAUAAUGAAACAUAUCGUUUACCACGUGACGAUUGGAAUCGUGCAUGAUGAU
Molecule: messenger RNA, 547 nt
Organism: Musca vetustissima
Lineage: Eukaryota; Metazoa; Arthropoda; Insecta; Diptera; Muscidae
Product: TM2 domain-containing protein CG10795-like
Exons: 3
Coding region: 4-543 (179 amino acids)
Source: RefSeq, a predicted model, not a curated record